AUGUCUUCCACAGUCGUUGCGUACAAGGAGAUUAUCUCCGAGGCUCAGUUCUUCCACAUCACCUACGCCAUGAUUGCGCUCCCUUCAGCUCUCGUUCUUGCGCGUAUCGGCAUACAGGUGUGGAAGCGAAAAGCCAUGGAAUUGCAAGACUAUCUGCUAUACUUGGCUUACGCUUUCUUUCUUACCAUAUCGAUCUGCUACCUCUUUAUGGUUCCGACGGUCUUCGCCGUUGGCAAAGUCAAAAUGAAGGCGAUGAAGCCCUGGCCAACGUUCGAAGCUGACCUCAUCUUCUACUUCCGGCUACUGUAUGUAACAACGAACGGGUUCUGGCUUACACUUUGGUCGGUCAAGUUUUCCCUACUAGCACUUUACAAGAAGUUGCUAGAAGGCCUCCCUAGGGUGUACAAGAGACUCUGGUGGGCCGUCCUCGUAUUUUGCAUCGUUAUGGCACGCCCACAGAAGAUCGCCAUCAUCUCACUGUUCGCAUCAGGCUUCGUCAUUAUAACCUUUGCUACCCUGCGCGUUGUGCAAAUCAGUACAAAGGCUGGCCACGGAGUGUCACCGAGUCCAACUUGGCUCUCCCUUUGGACCGUAAUCGAGUCGUCUAUAGCUGUUUGCAUCGGCUGCGCCCCCGCUUUCGCUAUCUUCUACCGCAGUGCCCACACGCCUCACGUCUCCUACGAUACCCAUGGCUACAUUCGACAAAAUCCGAGCCGAUCCGGAGCAGACCCAAACCAUCCAGACGCCAUCAAGAUGAGUGCUGUUACUGUUACAACUAGCAGAAAGAGGGGUGGUAAGCGCGACAUAUACUGGGAUGACACACGAAGUAGCCAAGAAGCACUCGCGGCGGACAACAAGCACAUCAUGGUCACUACUACAUUGGAGCAGGACAACCGUCGCUCCAACCUGGAACAAUGA
Messenger RNA from Alternaria hordeiaustralica, 918 nucleotides. RefSeq lists its product as uncharacterized. Bases 1 to 918 code for a protein of 305 amino acids. Lineage: Eukaryota; Fungi; Ascomycota; Dothideomycetes; Pleosporales; Pleosporaceae. The record is from RefSeq and is a predicted model, not a curated record. The transcript has 2 exons.